Messenger RNA from Eublepharis macularius, 2260 nucleotides. RefSeq names its product DNA damage regulated autophagy modulator 1 (gene DRAM1). The transcript has 7 exons. The coding region runs from base 628 to 1410 and encodes 260 amino acids. Gene Ontology annotation, cellular component: lysosome. Lineage: Eukaryota; Metazoa; Chordata; Lepidosauria; Squamata; Eublepharidae. Gene Ontology annotation, biological process: regulation of autophagy. The record is from RefSeq and is a predicted model, not a curated record.
GGCACGGAGGUGGGGGGGGGGGUCCUUUCCUCACAUCAUCUUACAAAUGCGGUGCGGCCUUUGAAGAAACUCCCCGAGGAAGCUCGUGGUAACCGGAAGGCUUUUUGCACAGCGUGAGAAGCGGCUGAAUGGGAGGAAAGCCCGGCCCUUAUCUCUCAGCGAAGAGACACGAGCGCCAGAUUUCUUAGAGGGAAACGCUCCCGCUUCGCAGGAGAAAGUUGUGUGCGGGCCUGAGGGGGGGACGGGAGCGGGGGAGGCGCGUGCCCAGCGCGGUCACCGUCCCCCGGCGUGGUGAAAAGGGACGCGCCUGCGGUGGCGAGGGGCGAGACUCGCGCGUGGGGGAAGGCGGAAAGGCAGCUGGGACGCGUGGGAGGGAAAAGAAAACCCUUUUCGCAGGUGAGAGGAGCGAGGAGAAAGAAGCGGGAAACGACGCGCGACCCUGUGAGGGAAGGAGGCCAGGCGAGUUCGUCGGCGUUCGCCCGCGGGGUUCUUGGUGCCUUCGUGAGACGAAACGCGCCUCCCGCUGAGCCCCCUCAGGGGCAGUUUUGUGACUUCAAGCGCUUUGUGACUUCACUCGCCGGGCGGCUGACCCCGGUCCUCCUGCGGCCGCGCAGCCCCUCCGCCUCCAUGCCCAGCGCCGGCGAGCGGCAGCCGCUGAUCCCCAACGGGACCCGCGGGCGAUGUGGGAGGAUGCCCUGGUCCUUCACGCAGGGAGUGGCCUUCGUCCCGACGCUCUUGGUCUGCUGGUCUUCGGCCGCCUUCAUCAUCUCCUACGUGAUCGCCGUGCUGUGCGGCCAUGUGGAGCCGCUGUUCCCCUAUAUCAGUGACACAGGAGCAAAACCUCCAGAAAGUGGUAUCUUUGGGUUUAUGAUUAAUGUUUCUGCAUUUCUGGGUGCAGCUACAAUGUAUACAAGAUAUUUAAUUAUAAAGAAGCAAAAUGAAGUGACAAAUUUCAUUGCACCUUAUUUCAAUAUCAUUACAUUAAUUAUUGGUGUGGUGGGUUGUGUUGGAAUGGGCGUUGUUGCAAGUUUUCAGGAGCUAGCUGUACCUGCUGUCCAUGAUGGAGGAGCCCUUGUGGCUUUUGUCUGUGGCGUUGUAUACAUUGUCUUUCAGACUAUUAUAUCUUACAAGUCACGUCCUGAGUGGAGCACUCCAUGCAUAUGUUACAUAAGACUGGCCCUUUCAAUAAUGUCCUUCAUAGCUGCCAUUCCCAUGAUUGUAUGUGCUUCGGUAAUUUCCAUAACAAAAAUAGAUUGGAAUCCAGGUGAAAAGGAUUAUAUGUAUCAUUUUGUGAGUGCAGUCUGUGAAUGGAUAGUAGCCUUUGGUUUUGUUUUCUACUUCUUAACAUUCAUCAAGGAGUUUCAGAGAGUUACCGUAAGGAUAUCAACAGAAAUGCAUGAAAACUUUUGAUUACAUUUUAUCUAUUAGGAUCAUAGAAGCUCCUACUGGGGAGCCAGUAAACAGUUGCAGAAAAAAAGGAGUGGUCAAAGCUGAUGUAACACAGGCCUGGCGUAUCGAUGCUGCAGUUUGCACAUUCAUAAUCAAGGCAGAAUGUCUUUCAAAUUUUACACAUAGUUCCCCCUCCCCCUUUGAUCAGUAUUAUAAAACUGUUUUUUAAAAUCUUUUUAAAUACCUUUUUAAAUACCUUGUAUCUUUUAAAAUACCUUUCGAUGUUUUAUUUUUAAAAGAUAUCCACUGAAAGCAAACAACUCAGAAAAGCUGAAAUGAUGUUUGUCUUAUUUUUGAUAAAUAGAGAUGCUUUAACGUGGUACUCUUGAUUGGGAGUAAGUCCUGUUCAACAUGGUGGGGGCUAGCUUCUAAUGAAACAUCAUUAUUAUCUAAAUACUAUUCCUAAAAUACUAUUAAAAUGAAAAAAUUUGAAUAUAUGCUUUUGUAUGAUAUGAAACAAAUCAUCCCCAAUCUGAGAAAUAUAUAGUUGCACAUAAAUUCCUCUUCAAAAUAAGGCACAUUUAUUGUGACUAACUUGACCUGCUGAUUUCAAUGGGAUGCACAGCCCAAUCUUAGAUGUGUUUAGUCAGAAGCAACUGAGUUCAAUGGGACUUACUCCCAGAGAAGUAUGCAUAGGAUUGCAGUCUCUGUUAAGCUUGAUUAACUUUCUUUGGACAGUGGCCCAAAUCUGUGCCUUUUGCUAUAAUGAUACAGACUUGGAGAACUCCAGGCAUUUCAGCACUUUCAUUAUCCUUUUUUAUAUUAAAUAAAAUACACGUUUUAUAAAUGCUGUAAAUAGAUUCAUGGAUUU